Messenger RNA from Aspergillus puulaauensis, 3150 nucleotides. RefSeq lists its product as uncharacterized. The coding region runs from base 1 to 3150 and encodes 1049 amino acids. The record is from RefSeq and is a predicted model, not a curated record. Lineage: Eukaryota; Fungi; Ascomycota; Eurotiomycetes; Eurotiales; Aspergillaceae. The transcript has 5 exons.
AUGGCGUAUAGGGGUCGACAGAGAGCCUUCUGCUGCACACCAGCCAGCGGCGAGUCUCCGUUUCUUCCUGUCCCGCUGGAGUUUCUCUUCGACAAUCCCCCAGACGCAGACGACCCUGACUUCAAUCUCCAAGUGGAUGAUACUUGGGGGACUGGGGAAACUCAAUCUGACAGCGAGGAUGAGCCAGAUGAUGCCUCCUUCGGGUUCGUGGUCAUCACUGCGCCUGAGGAAGUCCAUGUCAGUUUAGACAAACGAGACGGUUCCCCCUGGGAGUUGAUGGACUGCCCCGACAGCGACAGCGAGGAAGCCCAUACCAUCCGCAUGGUCUGCACCGACUCCAGUGACUCUGCCAAGUGUGACCAUAUCCAUCGGGGAUACGGUGUCCCUGGAACUAUUCUCCAGCUACCUGACCGCUGUGGCCCCGGUCGAUAUGCCGUGGCCAAGGCUUUCGCGCAGUCUAAGAACCAGAAUCUCCCUGGCCAUCUUAGCAAACGUGGCCUUGACGGUAGAUCUGUCUAUGAUCUGACCUUCGACUAUAACUUCCAACGCGUGCCCCGGGAUUUCGGCGAUGCGCAGAUGCGGAUCGAUUUCAGCAACCAGCCUGGCUACUGGGACUCCGUGGUCGACCGGCCUGGUGGGACAGCGGCAGAACGACACACCAGAAAGACCAAGCGCGAUGGAAGCGGAUAUCACCAGAACCGCAAGCGCUGGAUGGAGGACGAGUGGCGCGAUGCCUACCAUCACGGUGGGAUGCAUCGCGAGGAGAUUCAGAAGCGGUGGUUUGGCGAGGACGUGUUCAACUGGCUUGCCGAGCUCAUAUCUGUCGGCGAGGCAGAAGUGACCAAGGAGCUCAAUCAUCAUGUUAACGAGAAGGUCGAGCUGCUCCUGAUAGACCAGCAAUUCGGGCCGUGUCCAGUCGGUCCCGCGCAGGCGCAGGCCAACAUCAAAUCCAGCAUCACCGCGGAAAUCGACGUCGAAACAUCCUUUGGUUUGACAAUCAUAACAUCGCUGCAUGAGGGAAUGGAUCUGAGCAGGUCCUACCUGUAUUUCAGAAACGCCGGCGAAGUGAACGCCAAGUUUGAACUAGACGCCGUCGCCUCGCUGACCUAUUCGACAGGCGAUAUAAAGCUGCUCGGGCUGGACGACUUCCCAGGUGCAACGUUCCGCAUUCCUGGAGUUGUUACUAUCGGUCCUAACCUUGCCGUGUAUGCCUCUGCCGAUGCCUCCCUUGUCGUCGCGGGGCAUCUGGAAGCAGCAGUGACUCUGGCCUCAUGGGAGAUUCAACAAACCUACCCGGAAAACGACGAACACCCUCCUCAAGCCCUCGACCAGCCUGACUGGGAGGCCAAGACCGUUGGGAAGCCCACAUUCGAUGCGUCUGUCAGUGCUAAUGGCGAGAUUGCCAUCCAUCUCAAGCCUACUGUGACAUUCGGCAUUGUGUUCGACGACCGGUGGAAGGUGGAUCGUUGUACGGUAGAUCUCGUGCUGGACGGCUAUGUUAUCGGGCACGCAGAGGCAGAGUGGUCUCUCAACGGCGACAACAGCUGUCCCUUCCGCUACGGCAUUGAUGCUGGAUCCAAUAUCUACGCCCAGCUGGAAGCCCCCGACCUGUUUGGAUGGGGUGGCAGCCACCGCGUCACGCUCGCCUCGGUCCCUCGCAAGCAAAUCACCCCUCCAACAUGCCCUAGUGGCGAUGCUAAGAUCAUUAAACGAUGGAUAGCCGACGAUACCACCAACAGUUCACAAGCGAACAGUCCCUCGCGGGAUGCUGCAUUUCCGGUCAUGCAGAAUAUCCAUGAAAAGCGAGACACGCUUACUUUGGGACCCCUGGUCACAAUCCCCGACAGUUUCCUGAAAUGCCCCGGCGAUGAUAGUGGAUCGUCGAACUGUGUGAUGUGCUCGAUGUAUGGGACAGAUGACAGCGAGAGCGAGAAGAGCAUUUCCCUGUCCGUACGCGAGGACGAGGAUGAUUCAUGUCCUUUCUACCCACCCGGGAACGAUGGGCGGUGCACGGAUCGCAGUCUGUUUGAACGCGCCAACACCGAGGCCAAGACAAUGGAAUUUAGCUUUUUAAAUGGAGGGCAGAAGUUUACAUAUCUGCGGUAUCCCACAUGCAAUGCCGCCAGCGGUGGGCCAGACAAGAUUUCAAAGUGGUUUCUUCCCGAGUUUAUGCUGUCCAAUUCCAAGGAUCCAAACGACCAGACGCGAUGCUCGGCGAAAACGGUGAAGCGAAACGCCGUCAAGGGUGCCAACGGUAAAUACUUAAUUGACGGCCUCGCCGGUCUCCCAGCGGGGAGUUUCCGCUCAGAACACAUAUUUGAGGUGCAUAUCGUCAGCGCGUUUCUAAAAUGGGUAUGUGCAGGCGAGGGCUACACGUACUCACUUCUACCUAACGGCGUGGAAUUCCCUGCUGGGUGGACACGGCCGGACGCCACAUGGUGCUCGAAUGCCUUCGGAGGGCCUAGUGGCGGCAUUCAGUGGGCCCGAGGAAAGGUCACCAAGAACUGGGUCAUGCAUACCACCGACGUGCUGGGAAGCAAUUCAAAUCAAGAUUUACUCGUCCUCUAUCAUUACAAGCCGAAUGAGCAGAAACAGGUCAUGACGGACGGCCGAGACAAACCAUUUAAGACCGAUCCUAACACCCUUAGCCUGGUCAGAACGUAUGCAGAUGUGAUUAUGAUGACUGCAACAGUCUUUGACUACUUGAGGACCUUCAAGGCUCAAUGGCAGGGCCCCAGUCAAGACAUUGAAAAGAUAUCAGCCGAGUUCGACCACGAAUACACGGUUGCAGUAAACGGUGGGAACAAGCCUGGGGGGACUCCAAUUGGCAUGCCCCCCAAACCGAAAGGCGUCAAGCACUGGGGGCUGCGCACGCUAUGGUGCUACUUCAUCGACAACCAUCUGUCCCUGGAGGAAGAGCAGUGGAAUAUCUGGCACAAGUCCAAAAAGUCCAAGAUGGAGAAGAGCCCCGAGCAGGCCGCAAAGGACUUCGCCGCACAAACCAUGACGAAUGGGGAUGCGAAAUUGGCAAACUUCAAGUUCCCCCAGCCCAACCCCAAGAACGCAAUUCCAGGGACUGGGGGUGGCUUGAAUGCGCAGAGUCGGUUUGGGAUGUGGGGGGACAACGGGCUGGGCAGGAUAGGGCUGUAG